CGCACUUAUUGCUGACAUCCUCCACUCCCUCCACAUCAUCAUGGGCGCCAUCGAAAUCCCCCCCAUCCAAUAUACGCCCGUCGAAGAUGUCGCCGCCCGCGUCGCCCGCGUCCGCCAGACCUUCCACGAACACACCACUCGCGAUGUCGAAUACCGCCUGGUCCAGCUCCGCAAACUUUACUGGGCGAUCAAGGACCAUGCCGAGGAGAUGCACGAGGCCCUGCGCCUGGACCUGCACAAGCCCCUGUUCGAGUCGGAGAUGUCGGAGAGCCAUUGGAUGAUGAACGACAUCGUCUACAUCUGUCGCAAUUUGCACAAAUGGGUCCAGGAUGAGAAGGCCGAGGACAUCGACCUCUCGCUCCGACUCACCAACCCCGUCAUCCGGAAGGAUCCCCUCGGGUGCGUGCUGGUCAUCGGUGCGUUCAACUUCCCCUUCCAGUUGACCCUGGGCCCCGUGGCCGGCGCCAUCGCCGCCGGCAACACCGUCGUCAUCAAGCCCAGCGAGAAGCCCACCCACUGCGCCGUGGUGAUGCAGCGCAUCGUCGAGGCCGCCCUCGACCCCGCCGCCUACACCAUCGUCCAGGGCAGCAUCCCCCAGACCCAGGCCCUGCUCGCCGAGCGCUGGGACAAGAUCUUCUUCACCGGCAGCGCCAACGUCGGGCGCAUCGUCGCCAAGGCCGCCGCGCCGCAUCUCACCCCCGUCGUGCUGGAGCUGGGCGGCAUCAACCCGGCCAUCGUCACCAAGCAUGCCGACCCCCGCCUGGUCGCCCGCAGAAUGCUCUGGGCCAAGCUGAUGAACUCCGGCCAGCUGUGCACGUCGCAGAACUACCUGCUCGUCGAGCGCUCGAUGGUCGAUUCCGUCGUGGACGAGUUCGACAAGGCCUACAAGGAGUUCUACCCCCAGGGCGCCAAGGGCUCCGACGACUACUCGCGCAUCAUCGACCUCGAUGCCUUCCACCGCAUCAAGGGCAUGCUAGACAGCACCCAGGGCAAGAUCGUCGUGGGAGGCACCAUGGAUGAAAAGGAGCUCUUCAUUGAGCCCACCGUCAUCGUGCUGGACUCCGCCGACGACGCCCUGAUGACGCAGGAGAGCUUUGCCCCGCUGCUCCCCAUCCUCCCGGUCGACAGCGUCGACGAGGCCAUCAAGAUCGCCAACGGCAUCCAGUCCACCCCGCUGGGUCUGUACCCGUUCGCCUCCAAGGCGGAAACCGACCAGAUCAUCUCCCAAACCCGCUCCGGAGGCGUGGCCAUCAACGACGCCGCUCUGCACAUCCCGACGCUGCAGUUCGGCGGUGUUGGCGAGAGUGGCCAGGGCGCGUACCGCGGCAAGGCCAGUUUCGACGUCUGGGUGCACCGCCGUACCAUCACCACCAGCCCGGGCUGGAUGGAGACGUUCCUCAACAUCCGGUACCCGCCGUACGGCAACAAGAUCGAACUGUACAAGAAGGCGACCGUCCUGGCGCCCGACUUCGACCGCAGCGGAAAGAAGCUCCCCCUCGGCUGGCUCCGGUACAUGCUUACUGUGGGCGGCGGUACCCCCAAGUCCGGUGCUGCGCGCGCCACGGUCAUUGCUGCUGACCAGAGUGAAGGUGAAGUCCAUGAUGCAGCAUCGGCUUAAUGCUUCCGAUCUUUUUCUUCCACGACACCCUUUCCUCUUUUUUUCUUUUUUUCAAUUUUCUUACGACACCAUGUCUAUUUCAUCUCUCUAUCGUCUUUAUUUAGACAGAAUGGUUUUGAUCUGGAUAUCUGCUCACCAUCUCCCAGUUGCUUAUAUUCUGCGCCAUGUGCUCGAGCGCCGGUCCUCGAAGCUGUGAGUUACGCAAGCAAGUAAUGUGUAUUUCUAGUUUUUUCUUUUACUACAAUAUCCGUCAAUUUUUUACCUUUACUUUCACUUUUGAUGUACUGGGAUGGCUACAUAAGUUGCUACUUAGUUGGUGUUGAUUGAUGGGAUGUUCGAGUGGUUCUACAUGUUACCCACGGGGUGGUGGUCUGGUGCAGGCAGGCAGGUAGGUAUAGUAGGUAGG
This is a messenger RNA of Aspergillus heteromorphus CBS 117.55, 2024 nucleotides long. RefSeq names its product hexadecenal dehydrogenase. The transcript is spliced from 5 exons. Gene Ontology annotation, molecular function: aldehyde dehydrogenase (NAD+) activity. Lineage: Eukaryota; Fungi; Ascomycota; Eurotiomycetes; Eurotiales; Aspergillaceae. The record is from RefSeq and is a predicted model, not a curated record. Bases 41 to 1618 code for a protein of 525 amino acids. Gene Ontology annotation, cellular component: cytoplasm. Gene Ontology annotation, biological process: aldehyde metabolic process.